ACUGAGGAAGCAAAGCGACCACUUCUUGAUUCUCUUUCUCUGCCUCUCUGAUCUCUGUAAGGCCAGAGACAGAGCAAACAUAAAAGGAAACAAAAAGAAGGAAACUUACUUUUAGUUUUAAUUUCCAUUGCCACAAACACACUCCGUUCCUUUCUCUGCAAUGGCAGUCAAUACCUUUUCUAACCUCUCCACGCCCUCCUUCUUCCUCCAAAGACCCUCUUACUCCCACCACCGCCACCAGAGCUUCGCCAUCACCACCACCAACAGUUGCAGCUGCCUCUUCACUCCCUCUCUUGCAUUGACUGUCUCCAUCGCCCGCAAUAAAUUCCACCCCGCCAUAGUUUUUUCCUCGGGAAAUGGCGGCGGUUUUUCUGGCGGAACUGGGGGCGGCCGUAGUGGAAGCGGGGGAGGAGGAGGAGGAGGAGGACAUGGCGAUCGUGGUGAUCGAGACAGGUCACGCAAUCGAUCCGAAGCAAUUCUAGCUCUCGCAGAGGAGGGGAGGACGUUUGAGAGUUUGCCCAAGGACAUAACGGCGGCAAUCGAGGCCGGGAAGGUACCGGGAUCAAUUGUUUCUAGGUACUUUGAGUUGGAGAAGUCUCCUAUUUUCCGGUGGUUGCUGAACUUUGGAGGGUUUAAGGAGCGGUUGCUUGCCGAUGAUUUGUUCUUGACUAAGGUUGCCAUCGAGUGCGGCGUUGGGAUUUUCACCAAGUCUGCAGCAGAGUUGGAACGGCGCAGAGAAAGGAUUGUGAAGGAGCUCGAUUUUGUUUUUGCUGACGUGGUAAUGGCCCUGAUUGCAGAUUUCAUGCUCGUGUGGCUUCCUGCUCCAACUGUUUCUCUCCGACCACCUUUAGCUCUCAGCUCCGGAGCUAUUUCUACGUUCUUCUAUAAUUGUCCUGACAAUGCUUUCCAGGUGGCUUUGGCAGGAACCUCUUAUUCUUUUUUACAGAGAGUAGGUGCAAUAGCGAGGAACGGGGCCAAACUCUUCGCUGUUGGAACCGCUGCAUCUCUGGUUGGUGUGGGAGUUACAAAUCUGUUGAUUAAUGCAAGAAAGGUGUUUGAUAAAUCUUUUGCUGGUGAAUCAGAGGACGUGCCUAUAUUAUCAACCAGUGUUGCCUAUGGUGUGUACAUGGCAGUAUCUAGCAACCUAAGGUACCAAGUUCUUGCCGGAGUUAUUGAACAACGAAUCCUGGAGCCCUUACUACACCAACACAAGAUAAUCUUGAGUGCGAUCUGCUUUGCUGUCCGAACUGGAAACACAUUCUUGGGAUCUUUGAUGUGGGUAGAUUAUGCACGGUGGACUGGUGUUCAGAAGACAAGGGAGUGAAUGGAAAGUUGCAGUAGCGGUUCUUGGCAGCCAAUUUAACUUUAUUUUGAGUCGAUUGACUUUUUUUUUACUUGGAAUUACAGAGGAUGAGAGUUUGUCAUUGGAGUGUCUCCAAUUUUCAUUUCCAAUGAUCGAUUCACUGCCAAAAGGUUAUUCCCAACAGAAGGUUGGAAUAAGAACCAUUGCCAUUUCCCAUAGUACCACGUCUUCAAUGUUUCUCUUUUACUUUCCUUUGAACGCAAAUGUCAGACUUUCUGGCAAGGAAUUUGUGAGAUGGUGAAGAGAAAAUACCUGCCUGAUGUAGGAUUGAAGCA
Theobroma cacao (cacao) is the source of this 1638-nucleotide messenger RNA. RefSeq names its product protein RETICULATA-RELATED 4, chloroplastic-like. NCBI's taxonomy places the organism in Eukaryota, Viridiplantae, Streptophyta, Magnoliopsida, Malvales, Malvaceae. The record is from RefSeq and is a predicted model, not a curated record.